AUGACUGGCCGAUUUAAAGGAUUUCUUACUCUUGCAAAAAAUAAAAAUUCUAAUUUAAUGACAACUCACUGUUUCUUACACCGUGAAGCUCUGAUGAUGAAAAGUUCGGAUGGGGGAGAAUUAAGUGAUGUUCUCAAAACUGUAAUUGCAAUGAUAAAUUACAUAAAAAGACGACCAGUAAAAUGUAGAAUAUUCGAAGAACUAUGUAAAAAUAUCGGUACAGGACACACUACUCUGUUGUUUCAUACUGAGAUACGAUGGCUUUCAAGAGGUAAGUAGUAUGAAAAGGUAUGUUUUACCCCAGGAUCAGGAUCAGGAUCCCCCUCUCCCGCACCCUCCUCCUCACGUAUUUAAACAACUCCCACUUUUUUUUUUUCAUUAUCAGUUACCACUAACAUUAUCACCUAUAUGGAUACGCGAAGCCACCGCACGCCGCCGCCCCUCCCCAUACCCACCACUAUACAUGCACAUGCAUACUAUCACCGCACAAGUGUUCGCAGCUAUUAUCAGUUAUCAUAAUCAUUAUCAGUUAUAAUCGUUAUCAGUUACCAUGUGGCGGGUUUCGCGCCACAUUUCUUCCGGCUGCGCGUCACUCGCGGCGGACGUCGGCCUCUCCCCUCGCCGUCGGCGUUCAUGAGUUUCAUCGGCCACAGCUCCGUUCGACUCGACGUCUCGACCGCUCCGCUCGCUCUCUUCGCACCGACGCCGCUCGCGAAACAUUGUUUUCCCGACUCCGAACCAUCAUUAUGUACAAUUGAUUUUUACCACUAAUGUUGUUUUAAUAAAUGCGUGCUCGCCUGUUCUCGCGCCACAAGCAGUCGGCUGGCGAACACUUGUUUAAUGUGGUCAUGUCGUAAAUAAACGUUACUUUUUACCUUAUAAACCUCGUGUAUUGGUGUAACCCGCCAAAACCACUAACAUUAUCACAUAUAGGUCCUCGAAAACAAUAAUUAUCAAAUAUUAUUGUUAUUAUCGUCCGCGUCUUCGAACGUCGAGUCGGUAUAUAAUAUAAUACAUACCGGAUGUUUUCAUCGGCCGGUCGCCGAGUGUUAUUGUCGCGUAUGCUAGUACCACCUCUCCCCCGCCCGCCUACUCUCCGAGAACGAAAUAUUAUCUAUUCAUAUAUAUAUUUAUAUAUCGACAGCAACGCGCAAUGUGUUUCUCGCCUGUAAGAACCAGUACGAUCCUGCAUACGAAUAA
Molecule: messenger RNA, 1200 nt
Organism: Cinara cedri
Lineage: Eukaryota; Metazoa; Arthropoda; Insecta; Hemiptera; Aphididae
Source: the annotation of a GenBank genome assembly